Belonocnema kinseyi is the source of this 4725-nucleotide messenger RNA. It is a transcript of the gene Ac13E, whose product is annotated as adenylate cyclase type 9. Gene Ontology annotation, biological process: cyclic nucleotide biosynthetic process; intracellular signal transduction; adenylate cyclase-activating G protein-coupled receptor signaling pathway. Gene Ontology annotation, molecular function: adenylate cyclase activity. The transcript is spliced from 9 exons. The record is from RefSeq and is a predicted model, not a curated record. Lineage: Eukaryota; Metazoa; Arthropoda; Insecta; Hymenoptera; Cynipidae. Bases 300 to 4304 code for a protein of 1334 amino acids.
UGUCGACUAACGAAAGGGCCAUGAUAUUUUCCCCGUCCGUGAGCUUUUUCUACCCUUUCAAAAUAAACUAGUUUUCCCCCAAUUUCGAGAAAUUAAAUCCAUUCUCGGCUAAUUUUUCGUGUUGUGUUGUGAUUUAGUGGUGAAAGUUUGUGGAAAUCGAGGCAAAUAUACAAGAGUAUGGCGACGUCAGACAUCAGCUGAUUUUAAAUCCGACCUCCGAAUGCCAGCCAGGAGGAUAUGAUAAUCGCUCAAAUUCCACGGCGAUCUCGCCGUUGAUACUGAAACGUCCGAAUGUGAAUAUGACUCCGCCUUUGAGUCGCAAGCGUGGCUCCUCAGUGAGUUUUACGCGAGCGAAGGAUACCGAAGAUGGAGGUGACGAAAUCCACAUAUCUUUGGCCCCCUACAUCCAAACUUAUUUGGCCCACAGUGGCCAGGGACUUGGAUGUUGUGGAAUUGGCCUACCCGUCCCUUUUGAACGAGCCGCCCCAAGAUCCUGGUGGAAUCCCAAAUUCGAUUCUGAAAUCCUCGAGGAACAGUUCAAAAGAAGUGCCUUUCCGCAAAUUAGAUUGAGAUUUAGAUACGCCCUCGCCUACAUCCUCCUCGUGUCUCUCUCAUGGCUCGUCUACUUUGUGAUAAAAGGAAUUGAAACGAAUGCAGAAUCGUGGCCUGCCGUAGCAAUAACCUUCAGCGUGAUUGGCUUCCUGAUAUCGGCAGUCCUCUACUUAACCCACACCGAUCACUAUCGAUCCUGUGUUCUGCCAACGUCACUCCUCGUCGCCUCGACCCUCUGCUUCUUGUCCCUCAUCUUCCUUGUCCUCGUACCACCCUACACGGACGGUCUCACCCUCGUCGGCCACUUUGCCCUCUGCUCGGAAAUUCUCCUUCUCAUCUACACCGUCGUCCCAAUGCCUCUCUAUGCCUGUGUCGGAAUUGGCGCCCUCUACUCCAUUCUAUUCGAAUUUUUAACGGCCUACCUCUACGGAUCGGAAGUUGCGAGGCGCAAAUAUUUCCAAGACACGGAGCCAGAGACCUCGAGACAUUUUGCAGAAGGUGUGAGAACAACUGCCACCGAGAGGACAACAUCAAUUAUUAUGGAGAAUUUUAGUGAUAGUGGUCUCGAGCCUUCAUCACAAUCAGCACCACCGCCACCACCGAUUCUAGAUUCUGUCGCGAGGAUCGUCCGGGCUCUGAAUGACUCGAUUUUUAAUUUAAAUUUGAAGAAUGAUGCGGAGAGUUUUAGUUUUGAUUCGACCAAUUUCGAGGGACAGCAGGAUGAUGGUGAUGUCGACUUUGCGACGACGCUGACGAUAAGAAUUUUGUUGCAGAUCUGCAUUCAUAUUAUUGGUGUGCAUAUUCUGAUUAUGACUUUUGUGAGAAUGAGGGGCACUUUUAUGAAGAGAUCGUCGAACCUUUCGAAAAGAUCGUUCAGAAUUCCGACCAACUCCUCGGCAGUUUUGUUGGAACUCAUUCGCGUGAAGCCGACAAUGUCGGCGAAUAAAAUACUGACGUCCUCCAUCGAGUGCAUGUUGAAGGCGAUGAUAGAAGCGAUCAAGCAAUUUGACAUCGAGAGAAGAGAGGGCGUGAAUAUGAGAGUGGGCGUGCACACCGGGACAGUUUUGUGUGGAAUUGUGGGAACGAAAAGAUUCAAAUUCGACGUCUGGUCGAACGAUGUGACCUUGGCAAAUAAAUUGGAGAGUACCGGAAAACCCGGAAGAGUUCACUUGAGCGAGAGGACUCUGGAUUUUCUCGAGGAUCAGUAUUUGAUGGAGGAGGGCGAGUCGAUAAAUGGACUGAAGACCUACUUCAUCACAUCGAGAAAGUCGGAUUUGCUCUCGCCGUUUGUAGCGAGCGAGCCCGAACCGACCAGUAUUUCGCCCCUGAUGCAAAGUCGCAAUCGUCUUCUCUCCUGCAACAGUCAGACGAAACCGAGGCCCCAUUAUCUCCACAUGGUGACGAAUACGAGUAAUUAUAGACUGAAGGCGAACUCCCUGCCGAGUAUUUUGGAUUCGGAGAAUGACGAGGACGUGGUGGACGAGAAGGAAGGUGUCAACAAAAGUCCCACGUCGACUGCCAGCUGUGGCAAGAAGAAACCGAGGAAUAAACCCUGGAGGUAUCUUCAGCGGCAGAGAACGAGUGAAGAAAUGUCGGCUUUGCAGAGUGAGAGAACGGGGCAACUUGUUGAAGAAACUCUCGGCGAACCUGCCAGGGACGAACGAAACGGUUUUUCAAAGACGCAUGCUUCCACUGAAGUUGAGAUGGAUCCGAAUCCCGUACCUUCUAGUCCUCUGCUACCUGGUCAGGAAUCAAUUAGUCACGCCUCGUCCAUCUGCAGCAGAAAAGAUUCUGGGAUUCGAAGUAGGCGCAGCAGUAUCCAACAACAAUUAUUUCUGAUGAACGGAAUGACACAGGGAGACUUGUUGGGCCACAGGGUGAGUGGGUAUUACACCUCGAACUCGACCUUGAACUCCAUCCAGGAUCCCUCUUCUUCGGUGCCGCCCUAUCCGUUUCCUCCGGCAGUUACAGACACAUUUGGUGCUUGUUUUCACAAACUCAGGAAGCAAUCUGAUCUCCAGUUGAUAAGAUGCGUGCAGGACAACGUGAGCUCGCAGCGCUCAUACUUCGUGAAACCUCCGCUCUCGAGCGUCACCCUCUUCUUCAAGAACAAGGAGAUGGAGAAAGAGUAUCGUGAGAACGCUCACAAGGCUUCCGAGGGAUUUGGCGGCAAUCCGCCAACUUUGGCGACUUCGCGCUUCAACACCUACUUCGACAUCCUCAUAUCCGCCCUCGUCUACUCGGCAAUCACAAUCUCACUCUUCCUCCUCUGCAGGCCCUCCAUCUACUUCAUCGUCUUCUUCGUGAUCGCGACUCUAAUUCAGGCUUUUGCCGUUUUCCUCUGCGUCCGGCAACUCCUCGAUCCCAGCACAAUGCACGCGACUUUCGCCCACCGGAUCUUCAAAUUUUUCUCACGAUGGUAUCCCUGGCACGUCUGCGGCGCCGUUCUAGUCGCCCUCCCAAUUGUCUCCAUCCUGAUGAACUUUACCUGCAACUUCCGCACGGAUUUCACCAAUUUCGAAUAUUACUACAGCUACAUCAUCUUCGUGGGUCUGGUCCACUUCUGCAACUUCACCCAGCUCAACUGCUGGAUGAAGAAUCUCCUGGUGACUGUCACGGGAAUUCUGUUCAUUUGUCUCGUCGCGAGCCAAGUCUCACUCUACAAGAAUCAAGCGACGAGUGUCGAUCUCAAAAGGAGUUCUUCUCCGGAUUAUCCGGGUUUUCUCAAUUCCUCGAGAAUCGGCGAGUUCACGGAGCGAAUUAUCUUUGAGAAUCGAAGCCUCCUGGUGAUUCCGAUCUCGGCUGCGGAACCGAUCGAGAGAUUUGAAAAUGGUGACGAGGGGAAAGAGUCGAGGAGGAAGAAGUCGUUGAGGGGCAGUGAGAGGAAGAGGAUUUACAAUGAGAGGCUCUACAAUUCCGAGAUUUUUCUUGAUAUGGCGCUCUUGUUGGUGCUCGUUUGGUUCCUGAAUCGGGAGUUUGAAAUUAGUUAUAGAUUGAGUUUCCACGGGAAUGCGGUCGCGGCGAGGGACAAAGCGCGGGUCCAGAGUAUGAAGAAUCAGGCUGAUUGGUUGCUGCAUAAUAUCAUACCGAAAUAUGUGGCUGAUCAGCUGAAAACAACUGCCAAAUAUUCCCAGAAUCACAAGGCUGUUGGCAUUAUUUUUGCGAGUAUUGUCAAUUUUAACGAGUUGUAUGAUGAGUCGUAUCUCGGCGGGAAAGAAUAUUUGAGAGUGCUGAACGAAUUGAUUGGGGAUUUUGAUGAACUUCUGGAGAAGCCGGAUUAUGCGAAUGUUGAGAAGAUCAAGACGAUUGGAAGCACUUUUAUGGCUGCGAGCGGUCUUAAUCCACAGGUUCGUCAGCACAGUGAGAGUGAGAACACUCAUCUUUUCCAGCUGCUGGAUUUCGCAGUGGCGAUGCAUAAAGUAAUCUGCGAUUUCAAUCAGGACCUUUUGGGAUUCAAAUUGAUUCUGAGGGUGGGUUACAACUUUGGCGACGUGACGGCAGGUGUAAUCGGUGCCACUAAACUUUACUAUGACAUCUGGGGCGACGCAGUCAAUAUCGCUUCUCGAAUGGACUCGACUGGAGUCGCUGGAAAAAUUCAACUUCCGAGUUACUGUCUCGAAGUUUUGAGCGAGAGGUACGAAUUUGAGCCAAGAGGCCAAGUCUACGUCAAAGGUAAAGACAACAUGGAUGUCUGUCUACUCAUUGGUAAAAAGAACCCGAGCAAAUCCACUGAGACUAUUAAAAGCGCCUGAGAAAUUCGAGAAACUCGAGGCUGGAAUUUAAAGAAAAAACAACUCGAUUUUCUUCGGGGUAUAAAAAAUAGGAUAGAACGGCUCAAAACUCGCAUGGAAUUGAACAAGUGUAGAAAGAAGUAGGAACAGAUAUUUAUUGAAAGAUAUUGUAUUUUUGUAAAUAAGAGGAAUUUUCGAAACGGGAGAUCUGACGCGAAUCUGUCUUUUUUCUAACUGUAAUUUUAGAAAAAAUGCGCGAUUUCCGCGCGCGUCGUACGCUUUGAAUGUGUUUUUGAACGUUUGAAUUUUUUCGAGAAUAUACUCAUCGCCGUUAUUUGCCGAGAGGCUCGAAAACUUUCCAUUUCGAGGCGAACAAUUCUGGAUAAUUAUAGUCACAUUCAGAAUCGUUCAUCUCUUUUUUUUUUGUUGCGCAUUUUCAAAG